AUGAUGUAUUCCUCGCCGACGCCGCCGACGCUCUCCUUCCACCCACCACUCCUCAACACCGCCUGCCCCUGGGCGACGACACGCGACGAUAUCGAGGCCCUCUUGCUCUGCCCGUCGACCGGUGCCGUCACGACGCGGACGAGUCUGCUUGACGGCUUCACCCACGACGAGGCCCUUCACCGUCAUGUCUUUCUUGACCCCGCCCUUGGCGGUGGUCCUGUACAGGAAGAUGAACCGUCGGAGCCGGAGCAUCAGCAUGAGCAUGAGCAUGAGCAGCAGAAACAGAAGCAGAAGCUCGAACGACGGGCGGUAGGCAGCCUCAACUCCCUCGGCUACAGCCCCCUCACCAUCGACACCUACCUCGCCAUCCUGCACGACCUUGCGGCCUCACUUCCAACCACCGAGGCGCCCAGCCGCAAAACAAUCAUCAUCAGCAUUACCGACGCCGAGCCCGCCCACAUUGCCAUCUGCCACGAGCGCAUCCUUGCCGCCGCCCCCGAGCUCCCCUUCCCUCUCGCCGUCGAGAUCAAUCUGUCGUGUCCCAAUCUGCCAUCGGCGCCGCCACCGGCCCUCUCCCCGUCCGCUCUCCGCUGCUUCCUCGACGUCCUACCGCCGCACCCGAGACUCCCACUCGGCCUGAAGCUGCCGCCCCUGACGCACCCGUCCCAGUUUGCCGCCCUCGUCGACGAUGCGCUCCUUCCCUACGCCAGCCGCCUAAGCUUCGUCACCGCCACGAACACUCUCGGGGGCUGCCUCGUCUUUGAAGGAGCCGGCGAUGGCGGCUUGCUCGGUGGCAUGGGGGGUGCCAUGCUGCAUCCACUUGCCCUCGGCAACGUUGCUACCCUGCGACGUAUGUUCGACGAGAGGCCCGAGCUGAGCCACCUCGUCAUUGUCGGCGUGGGCGGUGUCAGCGAUGGCGAUGGGUACAAACGGAUGCGGAGGGCAGGCGCUAGCGCCGUCGGCUUGGCCACGGGCCUCGGGAGCAGAGGCGUACGCGUUUUUGAAGACAUUGAGAACGACAUUGGAUCCUCGUGGGGAGAGAUUCGGUGUGUCGAAAGCUCGAGUUCGAUUGAUCCCGCAAUACGGAAUUGA
This is a messenger RNA of Drechmeria coniospora, 1092 nucleotides long. RefSeq lists its product as uncharacterized. Gene Ontology annotation, biological process: 'de novo' pyrimidine nucleobase biosynthetic process. Lineage: Eukaryota; Fungi; Ascomycota; Sordariomycetes; Hypocreales; Ophiocordycipitaceae. The coding region runs from base 1 to 1092 and encodes 363 amino acids. Gene Ontology annotation, molecular function: dihydroorotate dehydrogenase activity. Gene Ontology annotation, cellular component: cytoplasm. The record is from RefSeq and is a predicted model, not a curated record. The transcript has a single exon.